This is a messenger RNA of Aspergillus tanneri, 5718 nucleotides long. RefSeq names its product 1,3-beta-glucan synthase (gene FKS1). Bases 1 to 5718 code for a protein of 1905 amino acids. The record is from RefSeq and is a predicted model, not a curated record. Gene Ontology annotation, molecular function: 1,3-beta-D-glucan synthase activity. Gene Ontology annotation, biological process: fungal-type cell wall polysaccharide biosynthetic process; (1->3)-beta-D-glucan biosynthetic process. The transcript is spliced from 3 exons. Gene Ontology annotation, cellular component: plasma membrane; 1,3-beta-D-glucan synthase complex. NCBI's taxonomy places the organism in Eukaryota, Fungi, Ascomycota, Eurotiomycetes, Eurotiales, Aspergillaceae.
AUGUCAGGCCAUCCAGGAGGAGGCCACUACGAUGAUGGCUACGGCCAUCAUGGCCAUGGUGAUUCGUACUACCAGGACGAACAUGGCCAGGGCUAUUAUGACACCAACGAUUAUGGUGAUGGCUACUACGAUAGAGGUGGCUACUACGCGGAUCAAAAUGGGUAUCACCCUGAUGCCGGGUACUAUGAUGCCGGUCACCACGAUGACUACUAUGGCGAGCAGUAUUAUGAUCAGGGAAACGGUCAAGGAGGUAGGGGAAGGCGCAGAGGCGAUUCAGAGGAUGACUCGGAGACGUUUAGUGAUUUCACCAUGAGAUCUGAAACUGCACGCGCAGCAGACAUGGAUUAUUAUGGCCGUGGGGAUGAACGUUACAACAGCUACGCUGACAGCCAAUAUGGUCGCGGAUACGGCGGCUACCGCCCCCCCUCAUCUCAGAUCUCUUACGGUGCUAAUCGGUCAUCCGGUGCCUCAACCCCAGUGUAUGGUAUGGACUACGGAAACGCUUUACCGGCUGGGCAACGAUCGCGAGAGCCGUACCCAGCGUGGGCGUCAGAUGGUCAGAUUCCAGUCUCUAAGGAAGAAGUCGAAGAUAUUUUCAUCGACUUGGUGAACAAAUUCGGUUUCCAACGGGACAGCAUGCGCAAUAUGUACGAUCACCUUAUGACACAAUUAGAUUCGCGUGCUUCCCGUAUGACGCCAAACCAGGCCUUACUGUCGUUACACGCUGACUACAUUGGCGGUGACAAUGCAAACUACCGACGCUGGUACUUUGCAGCGCAUCUGGAUCUCGACGAUGCUGUUGGAUUUGCGAAUAUGAAAUUGGGUAAGGUAGAUAGGAAAACGAGGAAAGCUCGCAAGGCGGCCAAGAAGGCAGCAGAGCAGAAUCCCGAAAACGUCGAGGAAACCUUGGAAGCACUUCAGGGCGACAACAGCCUGGAAGCUGCCGAGUACAGAUGGAAGACAAGGAUGAACCGGAUGUCUCAGCAUGACAGAGUACGCCAAUUGGCGCUGUUCUUGUUGUGUUGGGGUGAGGCUAACCAAGUCCGGUUUCUUCCUGAAUGUCUCUGCUUCAUCUUCAAGUGCGCCGAUGACUAUUACCAGUCGCCAGAAUGCCAGAACCGGGUGGAGCCCGUUGAAGAAGGUACAUAUCUGAACGAUGUGAUUACACCACUCUACCAAUUCUGUCGUGAUCAAGGCUACGAAAUCGUCGACGGGAGGUACGUUCGCCGCGAGCGCGACCACAACCAGAUUAUUGGAUACGAUGACAUGAAUCAACUGUUCUGGUACCCAGAGGGUAUUGAACGCAUUGCGUUAGAGGACAAGACACGACUUGUUGAUGUACCAGCCGCUGAGAGAUGGUCGAAACUAAAGGAGGUUAACUGGAAGAAAGCCUUCUUCAAGACUUACCGGGAGACUCGCUCCUGGUUCCAUAUGAUCACCAACUUCAACCGUAUUUGGGUCAUCCACUUGGGCUCCUUUUGGUUCUUCACUGCUUACAAUGCACCCACUUUGUAUACCAAGAAUUACCAGCAGCAACUGAACAACCCGCCUCCUGGCGCGAAAGCUUGGUCGGCUGUUGGCUUUGGUGGUGCUCUUUGUGCAUUCAUCCAAAUUCUGGCCACGCUGGCAGAAUGGUUAUAUGUUCCUCGGCGUUGGGCUGGUGCUCAGCAUCUCAGCAAGCGCCUGAUGUUUCUGUUUCUGGUCUUCAUCAUAAAUCUGGCUCCCGGUGUUGUUGUCUUUGGAUUCUACGACAAGUUGAACAACAACACUGUUUGCCUUGUGAUUGGUAUUGUCCAUUUCUUCAUUGCUCUUGCAACGUUUUUCUUCUUUGCCGUUAUGCCUCUCGGUGGCCUCUUCGGUAGUUAUUUGAAGAAACACGGCCGUCAAUACGUUGCGAGUCAGACUUUCACAGCCAGCUUCCCACGCUUGUCAGGAAAUGAUAUGUGGAUGUCUUAUGGUCUCUGGGUUUGCGUUUUUGGUGCCAAGCUGGCAGAGUCGUACUUUUUCCUGACUCUGUCCUUCAAAGACCCUAUUCGGAUCCUGUCACCGAUGAAGAUUAGACGGUGCGCGGGUGUGAAAUUUAUUCCAAACGCGUUGUGCCACGCCCAGCCUCAGAUUCUCCUGGGCCUGAUGUUCUUCAUGGACUUGACAUUGUUCUUCCUCGACAGCUAUCUGUGGUAUAUUAUUUGCAACACUGUCUUCUCCGUUGCUAGAUCAUUCUACCUUGGUGUGUCGAUCUGGUCACCGUGGAGGAAUAUUUUCUCUCGCCUCCCGAAGCGUAUUUACUCCAAGGUGCUUGCUACUACAGAUAUGGAAAUCAAGUACAAGCCGAAAGUCCUGAUCUCUCAAGUGUGGAACGCUAUUAUAAUUUCCAUGUAUAGAGAACAUUUGCUGGCUAUCGACCAUGUUCAAAAGUUGCUCUACCACCAGGUACCAUCUGAGCAAGAAGGCAAGCGGACUUUGCGCGCCCCAACAUUUUUUGUUUCCCAAGAGGAUCAAUCAUUCAAAACCGAGUUUUUCCCCGCUGGCAGUGAAGCUGAACGUCGCAUCUCUUUCUUUGCCCAGUCUCUCUCGACACCCAUGCCUGAACCUCUCCCGGUCGACAAUAUGCCCUCGUUCACUGUGCUCAUUCCGCACUACAGCGAAAAGAUCCUUCUGUCGCUCCGCGAGAUUAUCCGUGAAGAUGAGCCUUACUCUCGUGUGACAAUUCUUGAAUACCUCAAGCAGCUUCACCCACAUGAAUGGGACUGCUUUGUCAAGGAUACCAAGAUUCUUGCGGAUGAAACUUCUCAAUUCAAUGGUGAAUACGAGAAAAGUGAUAAGGAUGUUGCAAAGAGCAAGGUCGAUGACUUGCCUUUCUACUGUAUUGGAUUCAAGUCAGCUGCGCCGGAAUAUACCCUUCGCACACGUAUCUGGUCAUCCUUGCGCUCGCAGACUCUGUAUAGAACCGUUUCUGGAUUCAUGAAUUACAGCCGGGCCAUUAAACUCCUCUACCGCGUUGAGAAUCCCGAGGUUGUGCAAAUGUUUGGUGGUAACUCGGAAAAACUUGAACGGGAACUUGAGCGAAUGGCACGUCGCAAGUUCAAGAUCUGCGUUUCAAUGCAGCGUUACGCCAAGUUCAACAAGGAAGAGCGUGAAAACACCGAGUUCCUUCUGCGUGCAUACCCUGACCUCCAGGUUGCCUAUCUCGACGAAGAGCCUCCUGUAAACGAAGGGGAAGAGCCACGGUUGUACUCAGCCCUGAUCGAUGGGCAUUGCGAGCUUCUCGAUAACGGCAUGCGCAAGCCCAAAUUUAGGAUUCAGCUCUCUGGAAAUCCUAUUUUGGGCGAUGGCAAGUCCGACAACCAGAAUCAUGCGAUCAUCUUCUAUCGUGGCGAAUACAUUCAAGUUAUCGACGCUAACCAAGACAAUUAUCUCGAAGAAUGCUUGAAGAUCCGAAGUGUUCUUGCCGAGUUUGAGGAGUUGACAACUGACAACGUUUCCCCGUACACUCCUGGCAUCCCCUCAGCCAACACAAACCCGGUUGCUAUUCUUGGUGCUCGCGAGUACAUUUUCUCAGAGAAUGUAGGUGUCCUUGGUGAUGUUGCGGCCAGUAAGGAACAAACAUUUGGUACUCUCUUUGCUCGGACACUCGCCCAAAUUGGUGGAAAGCUACACUACGGUCAUCCUGACUUCCUCAAUGGCAUUUUCAUGUGUACCAGAGGUGGUAUCUCGAAAGCUCAGAAGGGUCUUCACUUGAACGAGGAUAUCUAUGCCGGUAUGAAUGCAAUGGUCCGUGGUGGACGCAUUAAACACUGCGAGUACUUCCAGUGUGGUAAGGGUCGUGAUCUUGGAUUUGGCUCUAUCUUGAACUUCACCACAAAGAUUGGUACCGGUAUGGGUGAGCAAAUGUUGUCAAGAGAAUAUUAUUACCUUGGCACCCAGCUGCCUCUUGACCGGUUCUUGUCUUUCUACUACGCGCAUCCUGGCUUCCAUCUUAAUAAUAUGUUUAUCAUGCUCUCCGUCCAGAUGUUUAUGAUCGUUCUCGUCAACUUGGGCGCACUGAAGCAUGAGACAAUCACCUGCCGUUAUAAUCCCGAUGUUCCGAUUACUGACCCCCUUCGUCCGACAUUCUGUGCCAAUCUCACGCCAAUUGUCGAUUGGGUUAAUCGCUGCGUUAUCUCUAUUUUCAUUGUCUUCUUCAUUUCGUUCGUUCCUCUGGCUGUGCAGGAACUGACGGAGCGAGGUGUGUGGCGUAUGGCGAUGCGUUUGGCGAAGCAUUUUGGUUCUUUCUCAUUCAUGUUCGAGGUGUUUGUCUGCCAGAUUUAUGCCAAUGCUGUACACCAGAACUUGUCCUUCGGUGGUGCUCGCUACAUCGGUACUGGACGUGGCUUCGCCACGGCCCGCAUUCCGUUUGGUGUGCUAUAUUCGCGAUUUGCAGGCCCCUCGAUAUAUGCCGGUGCGCGGUCACUGCUUAUGCUUCUGUUCUCGACAUCCACCGUCUGGACAGCUUCCCUUAUUUGGUUCUGGGUGUCGCUGCUCGCUCUCUGUAUCUCGCCAUUCCUCUUCAACCCUCACCAGUUCGCAUGGAAUGACUUCUUCAUCGACUACCGCGACUAUCUGCGUUGGCUCUCCCGUGGCAAUUCACGUUCCCAUACGUCUUCCUGGAUCGCCUUCUGCCGCCUGUCUCGUACCCGCAUUACAGGUUACAAACGCAAGCUUCUAGGCGUCCCAUCGGAGAAGGGCUCCGGUGAUGUUCCUAGGGCUCGUAUCACCAAUAUCUUCUUCAGUGAGAUUAUUGCGCCUUUGGUUAAUGUUGCAGUUACACUAGUUCCAUUCCUUUACAUCAAUUCCAGAACUGGUGUAUCGGAUGACAACAAAGAGAGUUCUAAUGCUCUUGUUCGUAUUGCAGUCGCUGCCUUUGGGCCCAUUGCUAUCAAUGCCGGUGUUGCUAUGGUAUUUUUUGCUAUGGCUUGCUGUAUGGGUCCAGUCCUCAGCAUGUGCUGCAAGAAAUUCGGUGCUGUCCUUGCUGCUAUCGCACAUGCCAUUGCAGUGAUUGUGCUUCUUAUCAUCUUUGAGGUCUUGUUCUUCCUCGAGGGGUGGUCCUGGCCUCGAUGUGUGAUGGGUUUGAUUGCAAUGGCUGCCAUCCAGCGUUUUGUCUAUAAGCUUAUUAUUGCUCUGGCCUUGACCCGUGAAUUCAAACAUGAUCAAUCCAAUAUCGCAUGGUGGACCGGAAAGUGGUACAGUAUGGGUUGGCAUUCAGUUUCUCAGCCUGGCCGUGAGUUCCUGUGCAAGAUUACAGAACUGGGUUACUUUGCUGGGGACUUCGUUUUGGGCCAUCUCAUCUUGUUCAUUAUGCUGCCGGCCCUAUGCGUUCCAUACAUCGACAAAUUCCAUUCAGUCAUCCUUUUCUGGUUGCGACCAAGUCGUCAAAUCCGCCCUCCCAUUUACUCGAUGAAACAGUCCAAGCUCCGGAAGAGGCGAGUGAUCCGGUUCGCUAUCUUGUAUUUUGCGAUGCUCUUCUUGUUCCUGGUUCUCCUCAUCGCACCGCUCGUUGUCCGUAAAAUGGACAUCGGCGACUUUAAUAAUAUCCCCCAGGGUCUCCUUCAGCCCCUUGACAGCAGCAACAACGACACUACGGACAAAUACACUGGCGCAGGUCUCCCCCAUGGCUUUAGUCGGUGGUAUCCUUCUGGAACUCCAACUGACGCUGCCGCCGGCACUGAAACAUCGACCUAG